CCGCUCUCUGUUUCUCUCGCACACGCACCUACCUCUCUUCAGAUCUGACUGGUAUCUCAUUUCCCCCUUUCUAAUUCCAAACUCUCUUUUUGUUUCUUAUUUCAAUUUUCAAUGGGAGGAGUUGAAGUUCUUCAUCCACAAAAUUUGUUGAAAGAUCGAUUCGCUCACCACCCAUCUCGUCAUGGCUCAAUUCAGUCCCCUGUGAAAUUCCAGAAAAAAUCCAAUAUUUCUCCUAACCCUAAUCCUAACCCUAAUUCUUGUACGGCGAAAUCAAAUCGGCGGAAGAGAAUUCAACAGAAUACUUCCAACAAUCGAUAUUGUUCUACCUCACCUCCAAACAACCACACCCUGGUAAUGGGGCAGGUUAAGAUUUUGAAACGCGGAGAAGUGUUGACCAAAGAUCUGAACGAGGGGAACAAUAAAGUGGCUGCGGUUGACGAUUUGAUGGUUCUUUCAGCGACGGAUCGUCUGGGUCCGGAGCCGGAUGUGAUUCCAAACCAGAUCCGGGUCCUGAACUUCUACGCUGGUUCGGCUAUCAUUUCAUCGCCUCCCCCCAGUUGUCUUCCGAAACCAGUGUUUUUUAAGAAGAAAAACCUUGACAGCAACAUUGAUGACGCCACCAGUGACUUGCGAAGGAUUCUCAGGCUCGAUCUGGAUUGAAUUUAAACUUAUUUGGUUUGAUUAUUGGCGAAUAACUUCCCUUAUUUUUUCAAGGGGAAAGUCGAAUUCGGAAGCGGUAGAUUGUUUUUUUAUUGUUAUCCUUUUUAAGUAUGGCCGUAUAUUUUCGUGGAUUUAAAAUAUGGGUUAUUCAGUAUGCUUGUGCUGGGAUAUUAGGUUUUAAUGAAUUUUAAGUUAUGGAGUCGUAGGAUAGUUUGGAGUAUUACUAUUAUAAUGGAUUAGAAAUGUAGUAGUGUCUGGUAUCUUCUUCUGUAUUGGCGAAGCAGAGUUUUCUGUAUAAUGAAUUUUAAGUUAUGGAGUCGUAGGAUAGUUUGGAGUAUUACUAUUAUAAUGGAUGAGAAAUGUGGUAGUGUCUGGUACCUUCUACUGUAUUGGCGAAGCAAAGUUUUCUGUAUAUGAUUAUGAAGCUCCCAUUUCCUUUAUGUACUAAAUCCAGUUUUCUUGUGUUUU
Olea europaea var. sylvestris is the source of this 1128-nucleotide messenger RNA. RefSeq lists its product as uncharacterized. The coding region runs from base 112 to 660 and encodes 182 amino acids. The transcript has a single exon. NCBI's taxonomy places the organism in Eukaryota, Viridiplantae, Streptophyta, Magnoliopsida, Lamiales, Oleaceae. The record is from RefSeq and is a predicted model, not a curated record.